GGCAUACAACCUGUCGCCAUUUUAGGUCUCGAGGUGCAGCGCCUGAGAGAGUCAGUGCGCAGGCGGGCUCGGCCCUGGCUCUGGGCGGGCCCCGCCUCCAGGGUGCCUGAAGCCCGCCCCUCGCCCAGGCUCCGCCUUCCCACACGUGUCUGCGGCCGAGGGGAGGCGCCUGAGCCGGAGCGGGCUCUGGAGCGAUCGGGCCCCGUCCUCAUACAGGUUUCUGACAGCCGCUCCUGGGAGCGGUCCUGGCUGCCGGAUGCUUCCGUCCCGACUGCGGCGGGCCGGGCUGGACGCUUAGUGCCCGGCUCGAGCCCUGCCUGAGGCGCCCGCGGGGGUGGCAGUGGCCUCCGCCCCGCGGAGACCGAGCGGCUGAAGGACGAGGCGGCGGCCGUGGGGAGGAGGAUGGGGGCUAACCAGUUAGUGGUGCUCAACGUCUAUGACAUGUACUGGAUGAACGAAUACACCUCAUCUAUUGGAAUUGGAGUUUUUCAUUCAGGAAUUGAAGUAUAUGGCAGAGAAUUUGCUUAUGGCGGCCAUCCUUAUCCUUUUUCUGGAAUAUUUGAAAUUUCCCCAGGAAAUGCUUCUGAGCUAGGAGAAACAUUUAAAUUUAAAGAAGCUGUUGUUCUAGGGAGUACGGACUUUCUAGAAGAUGAUAUAGAAAAGAUUGUAGAAGAGCUGGGGAAAGAGUAUAAAGGCAAUGCCUACCAUCUGAUGCACAAAAACUGCAAUCACUUCUCUUCAGCUUUAUCUGAGAUUCUCUGUGGGAAAGAGAUUCCUCGCUGGAUCAACCGGCUGGCCUACUUCAGUUCCUGUAUACCCUUUCUACAGAGUUGCCUCCCAAAGGAGUGGCUCACUCCUGCUGCAUUGCAGUCUAGUGUCAGCCAAGAACUCCAGGAUGAACUGGAAGAAGCAGAGGAUGCAGCCACAUCCACUGCCGUGGCUAGUGCUUCAGCUGGUGCCAGAACUGGGCGUCACACUAAACUAUAAGACCUCUGAAGUCAGGCCUUCAGAACUGUCUCUGGCAGUUGAGUAUCAUUAGAGAAAAAGAAAAUAGAGUAAAUGUCCUUUGGAUAUUUUGUAUGCAAAGAUGGCUCUCCCCCAAAUCCCAGUUUUUCAGCUCAGGAUUAUAUUUGUAAUCAAAAACAAAAAAGAAGAAAACUCACUUGGCACAGGAGGGAGAACUUUGUAUGAAGCUGCCCUCUUUUCUUUUCUUUUUAACCCACUUGUAAAUUUGGACUCACUCCCUCUGUUUUAUACGAUCUCUGUUAAAUUACGUUUACAGUAUUUUGUACCACUGUUUACAAAUCUUGCAUGGAUUCUGCUACCGUGAAAGAAGAAUAUCCUCAUCUUCAAAAAUUAGGCAGAUCACCUUUGUACACUUCCUGACAGUUGCCAGAGCUACAGCAUAACAGUGGGCACAAGAAGAGGCUUUCUCAGCUACAGCUCUGGCCACCUGCUUACGCAUUGUCCCUUAGAUUUGUGUUUGUUUUGUUACCAUUUUGGCGCCCAGAUACAAGAAUCCAAACUGGCCUGACACGAAGGAGCACACUCACAGCCAGGGGGCUUGGGUCCUGGGUCAGUUCCUCUCCACACGCUUCUUCCCAUUCUGCGUAGCACAUUUCCCAAGGUGCCCAUGGAGCAGCUGGUUUCAUCCCGAAUAUGCCCACCUCAUCAGGGUGGUAUUCUUAUCUGCCUGGCUUGAUGCCUCUGAUUCUUUAGUGAAGAUGUUUUCAUGGAAGAUACUCUUUUAACUGAUGAGUGUUUUUUGCACAUGUGUUAGGAGAGGGGCUUCAUUUUUAUUUUAAUACACUCUAAACUCCUCCCCUGUACAGGAUAUUUUUGGUGGAGUGGGGGUAUCCUAACCUAGCUUCCUGAGUAGCAGUACAAACUGACAUCAAAAUGCUUUUUAACUAGCCAGGCUACCUUUUAUACUGGACAUUGAAAACUAGAAUCUAAAACACACCCCAAAGGUAAUUCUUUAAUAUUUAAUACUUUGUGUAUACCAUAUCAGAAACAGCUUGUUGGAGUUUCUUAGUUCAUGAUUGGAGUAGUUGCACCUCAUAAUAGAGAUUCUAUUUUCAUUGAUA
Molecule: messenger RNA, 2087 nt
Organism: Grammomys surdaster
Lineage: Eukaryota; Metazoa; Chordata; Mammalia; Rodentia; Muridae
Gene: Desi2
Product: desumoylating isopeptidase 2
Exons: 5
Coding region: 403-987 (194 amino acids)
Biological process (GO): protein deubiquitination
Molecular function (GO): deubiquitinase activity
Source: RefSeq, a predicted model, not a curated record